GUCCUAUUCCUGUUUUUUGUCAUUCGCUUAGCCCCAGCAAAUUAGCAUUCAGCUAACAUGUGUUUCUCUGUCAGCCUGGAAGAGCCCACCAUUCCACCCCACCCCGAUGCUUUCCCACAUUUCCCAGUUAAGUGUGUCACAUUAAAUGAUACGCAACACUUGACACCGAAAUGAACGAAAGAAGAAAACUAGAGGCGACAGCCAAGGAAGCAGAGGAAAACAGGGGAAGGGAAAAAGUACAUGGAAAUGACGCUAUUCCGUACUUUAUUAAUGAGCUGUUUUGGGGGAAAAUCAAUAGGGGAAAUUGCUAAAACGAAUUUAAAUCACAGAGCCAAAGCUGCAAUGAGGGAAAGCUGUGGAUGUAAUAAGGCAACAUGAGAUUCGACUGCGACUUUAAAUGUGAGGUUCUUUCCCAAGGCAUAUACUCGUACAUAUGCAAAUCAAGGGCCACAAAACGGAAGUUGAUUUCAAGUUGCUUUGGCCCGAGGGAAAGACAAAGGUUUUGCGGAAGAGCCAAACAUGAGAAAAAAGGGGAAAAAACGGAAAAGCGCCGGGGAAAAACAAAUAGGAGUUGACUCAAGACAAACAAACAAGCAGAGGGCAAGUCAAGAGGUGACAGGAAACAGGAGAACAGGAGGCGGAACGUGCUCAAGUUCGGGCGACACAGUCGAGGUGGUCAAGUAGGCCCUACCAAAUCCGUUCUCCCCCCCCACCCAGUCCGAGUCAACCCGUCAAGCAGAGACAUUCGAUUUCCAAAUACCCCCUCCCGAAAUCACGCCAAAAUUCCAAGUUUAAACUGUGAGCGACGGAUCGAAGAAGAUAUUUGUUUUGCCAAAAUACUAAAAUGAUGAACAAGUCCAAGCAGCGAUCGCCGACAAAAGCGGUGAAGAAAGCCACCAAAUCUCUGCCGCAGGCCAAGGUGAAAACUUCCAGCAAGGUCAGGCCGAAGGUUCUGCGGAAAUCCCCAAAAAAGAAUCCGCUUAAGAAAACCGUGAGGCGUUCUCCACUGAUGCGUGCUGCCCUGAAGCCCACAGUCUUGGGCUCCGCUAAGGCAAAGCCGAUGGUCAAGUCGCGUGGGAACUUUAAGAAGUCCCAUCGUCAGCCGAUUGAUGCCUUGCAAUCCCUGGGAAUGUCCCGCAGGACAAAGUUGAUAGAUGCCAGUCCACAGAAGAAGGCUGCCGGUACUCCGGUGCUGUUUCUGCUCAAGGACUCGAAGGGCCAGAAGAAGAAGGUCGCCCCGGGAACCGGAAACAGAAAGCCACAUUCGGCCCGGAUGAAUCCAAGGCAUAUGACCAAAACGAAGUCGAAGGCUACCGAGGGUGUGGAUUUCUUUUAUAACAUGGGCAUGAGGAUGCAGCAGCCGGAAAAGAUGAAGGAUCAAAAUAUGCGUCAACGAGUUGGAGCAGGAUUCGAGGGAAGAUUGGCAGGCGGCGGAGGAACUAAAUUCGGUGGCGCUAAUGUGCAAGGAUCAAGAGCGAGACCCAGUCCUCCUGGUCUAUCAUCCAUAGCCGGCGGUAUAACUGGCAUUUGCUCAAAGGACGUGGAGGUGCCGCUGACCAAUCGACUGCCAAUCAUUGACUUUAUCUCCACCAACGAGUUCCAAAAUAUGUAUGCGGCAACGAUGCGGAAGCCGCAGUCCCGGAAGCUCUUCCAUUGAUUGGCGAUCGACGAUCGGCGAUCGGCGAGUGAAAAAUAUUAAGUUAAUAUUGACAAAUGGAAGUGAUUACAUGGCCCAAGGGUUUUGCGACUCUACAUUUAGUUAUUUUCAAGUUAUUGUUUUCACAACGAGAUGAUACAACAAAUUUAAGUAACAAGUAACGAGUAACGAGUAACGAAUAACGAGUAACGAGUGCCCAUGACCACGAUUUAUUGUUGCAUUUAAAGAAAAUUACAGUUCGCCUGACGGCUGUUUUCAGAGAAGAGUAACCAGUAAUGUGUUUAACGAGUUCCCUGAGCAGACACUAGGAAAUGUGCUUACCUAUGAGAAAAGUAACCAGAAGGAAGGACAAAUAAUCAAAAAUCAUUAAAUCCAAAUUCCUAAUAAACCUAACCACAAACACAGAACUUGAGUCAAUGGCUUGGACUAGAAAUGUGAUCGUGGAACGGCGACUCUUAUGGAAAACAUCCGACAUGGGUAAUGGAUUCAGUAAUCAACGAGUGUGGCAAUUCUGAACAAAAAACUUCUUUGCCCAACUUUCGAGCGAACGCGAAACAUUUUCAUUUCGGUUGGUUUAUUUGGACAUACCAGAAAUACAUAUUCCCAAAUGAAA
Messenger RNA from Drosophila eugracilis, 2270 nucleotides. RefSeq lists its product as uncharacterized. Bases 845 to 1657 code for a protein of 270 amino acids. The transcript has a single exon. The record is from RefSeq and is a predicted model, not a curated record. Lineage: Eukaryota; Metazoa; Arthropoda; Insecta; Diptera; Drosophilidae.